AUGGCAUCAUCUUUCUUUUCUGAAUUUGGCCUUCUGUGGUACCUGAAGGAGCUCAGCAGGAAUGAGUUUAACAUUUUUAAGGAGAAGCUCAAGCAAGAAACUCUGCACCUGGGACUCCAGCAGAUCCCCUGGGCUAACGUGAAGAAGGCAACCCGGGAAGUCCUGGCGACCCUGCUGGUCAAGCAUUAUAAGGAAACACAAGCCUGGGAUGUGACCUUCACCAUCUUCCAGAAGAUCAACCGGGAGGACCUCUGCCAGAAGGCCAAGAAGGAGUGUACAGGAUACACGAAGACGUAUCGCGCUCACGUCAAGGAGAAAUUCAGCGAGGCGUGGUUCUGAGACCCUGUCAUGCAUUGUUAUGGACACGUUGACAAGGAGCUCACCCAGAAAGAGCGCAAAUGCCUGGAGUCUCUUUUUGCUCCCAAGGAGCCCAGGAGACGCACGGCGAUCCUUACAGGGGCUCAGGGGGUCGGGAAGACCACUUUCCUGGCAAAGCUGAUGCUGGCCUGGGCAGAGGACAAGCUCUACCAGCAGAAGUUCUCCUACGUAUUCUACCUCUGCUGCCGGGAGGUGAGGCAGGUGACCGCGACCAGCUUGGCCGCCUUGAUCUGUAGAGACUGGUCCGACUCCCUCGCCCCCAUCGUGGAGAUCACCUCCGAACCGGAGAGGCUCCUGUUCAUCCUCGACGGCUUUGAAGAGCUGGUGUAUGACUUGAAUGAGCCCGAGUCGGAUCUGUGCAGCGAUUGGAUGGCUCAGCGGCCCAUCCAGGUGAUCCUGAGCAGCCUGCUGAGGAAGAAGAUGCUCCCGGAGUCCUCCCUGCUCGUGGCCACGGUGCCAGGGUACACACGGUUCAUCAAGGACAGGCUGGGGCAUCCAGUGAUCCAAAGGCUCCUGGGAUUCACGGAGGACGAGAUGCUGCUGAGUUUCAGCUACAUGUUCCGGAACGGGUGGAGGGGCGUCAACGCCUUCCAUUUCAUCAGAAGCAACAAGCAGCUGUUUUCCAUGUGCCAGAUCCCCGUCCUGUGCUGGGCCGCGUGCACUUGUCUGAAGCAGGAGAUGGAACGAGGGGAAGACCUGGCGAUGACCUGCCGGCGGACCGUCUCGCUGUAUUCCUCGUUUGUCUUGAACCUGUUCACGCCCAAGGGGGCUCGCUGUCCGGAUGAGCAAAGCCGAGUCCGGCUGAAGGGCUUGUGUUCCCUGGCUGCCGAGGGCAUGUGGAGCAACACGUUUGUGUUUGGGGAGGAGGAUCUCCGGAGAAACGGGUUGGCGGACUCUGACAUCCCUGCACUGCUGGGCAUCAAGGCCCUUGGCAAGGGCGGGGGCACCAGGAACGCUUCCUACACGUUCCUCCACUUGUGCAUCCAGGAGGUCUGCGCCGCCCUGUUCUACUUCAUCAAGAGCCACACCGACCACCCGGGCCCGGCGGUGGGCUGUGCCGAGGCUGUGCUGGCGACCCAUUUGAAGAGAACCAAGGCCCAGUGGAUCUUUCUGCCUUCUUUCCUGUUUGGCCUUUUGAACGAAAAGGAACAGCGGAAGCUGGGUGCCUUCUUUGGCGCCCACCUGUGCCAGGAGGAGGUACGGCGGCGGGCACGCCUUCGGGGGCAGCUGAAUUUCCUGACGUUGUGUUACUGUCUGUUCGAGAUGGAGGACGAGGCCUUCGUGCGGUGGGCGGUGGACCUGUUCCAAGAGGUGUCCUUGUUGCUCACCGACCCGACAGACUUGAUGGUCCUUGCCUACUGCUUGACACGCUGUUCAGCCUUGAGGAAACUUGACUUUUCCAUCCAAAAUGUCUUCGUAGACACCUCCAUGACAGGUUACCAGUUACUCUAUUGGAAUGACAUCUGCUCCGUGCUCACAGCAAAUGAGAACCUCGGAGAACUCCGAGUGAGUGACAGUAACCUCCCCGGGCAGGCCCUCGUAACACUGAGCAAUCAUCUGAAGCACCCCAGGUGUCGCCUUCAGAAGCUUAAGAUGAAUAAUGUUUCCUUCUCCGCUGAAAGCUGGUUUUUCUUUGAGGUGUUCACUCAGAGCCCGGUUUUAAAACACCUGGAUCUCAGUGACACAAGAAUCUCCCAUGAUGACUUCAAGUUGCUGUGUAAUGCCUUGAACAAUCCCGCGUGCAACAUAGAGAAGUUACUGCUGGUGGGGUGUGGCCUCUUAGCGGAUGAUUGUGAAGGAUUCAAGGAGGUCCUGAUGAGGAACACAAAGCUGAAGAUUCUGGACUUAUCCUACAACUGCUUGGGCAAUGGGUUGUCCCUCUUGUGUGAAGCCCUGUGCCUCCCAGCUUGUGCUCUGCAGGGCUUGGGGUUAGUUGACUGCCGCCUCAGGGAGCCUUGCUGGGAACACCUCCGUGACGUUGUCCUGGGUAACAGGAACUUGACCCACCUAGACCUUGGCAUAAAUGACCUGAAAGACAAAGACUUGAACCUUCUCAGUGAGGCCUUGAAACAGCCAUCCUGCUACCUGAAGUCACUAAGUUUGUUCAACUGUUUCAUAACUGCCAAUGGCUGUCAGGACCUCGCCUCCAUCCUCACGGGAAACCCAAACCUGAGAAAUCUGCAAAUCGGGCACAACAACAUAGAAGAUGACGGUGUGAGGCUGCUGUGCGAAGCUCUGCUGCAUCCCAACUGCCACUUAGAGAAUCUUGGGCUGGACGCGUGCCGGUUGACCGGUGCCUGCUGUGUGGACCUCGCUUCUGUUCUCACCGGAAGCCGAUGCCUGAAAGAACUCAACCUGGCUGGGAACCCCUUGGACCACCACGGGGUUCAGCUGCUGUGCGCCGCCCUGAGGCACCCGGAGUGCGGGCUGCAGACUCUGGGGCUGAAGAAAGCUGAAUUUGAUGAGGAAACCCAGGAACUCCUGGUGGCCGAGGAAGAGAGAAACCCCUGCUUGACCAUCACCCAUCAGUAA
Messenger RNA from Myotis daubentonii (Daubenton's bat), 2910 nucleotides. It is a transcript of the gene NLRP4, whose product is annotated as NLR family pyrin domain containing 4. The transcript is spliced from 10 exons. Gene Ontology annotation, molecular function: protein binding. Gene Ontology annotation, cellular component: cytoplasm. NCBI's taxonomy places the organism in Eukaryota, Metazoa, Chordata, Mammalia, Chiroptera, Vespertilionidae. The record is from RefSeq and is a predicted model, not a curated record. Gene Ontology annotation, biological process: regulation of inflammatory response.